AUGCAUUGCCCACACGUGUGUAGUGAGCUAGCCAACCAGGGCCAGGUGAGAAUCCUGGCCACAGAAACCUUCACUUUAUCCACAAUGAGUAAAGCAUUUGGCAUGUGGGAAGUGAUACAUGCUGGGGGAAAGAUAAAGCAGAGGAGGAGGAGAGGAGGGAUGGCCUAGGGUGUAGGUUGCGAUUCUAGAUCGGAUGGCCAGGGCCAGCCUCUAUGAGAAGGUGGUAUUUGAGCAAAGACCUGAGAAUCUUUAUCUGCCUUUGCAAAAAUGACCACUCUGGCCUGAGGAGGGGCCCAUGGAAGGGGUCUUACUGCCAAGGAAGCAAUUCCAGUUCCUGAUGGCUCUCCCCAGCUCAGGGCUGAUUAUGUUUGUGCUCCAGGUGUUGUUUGGUUCCAGCUGUCUGACACCACCUCCUCUCCUCCGCCUACAACUCCCAUGGCAUCAGACACUGAGUUACCACAGCUGUGCUGAUGCUCCUCUCCUCCAGCGUUCCCGGAAAUUCUCUGGGAAUGGGCACCUGAUUGUGCCUGGGACGGAGCAGCCAGGGCAAGGACUGAGCUUCCUGUGGGUGCUGCUCGGCCUGGAGAGGCCCCUGACCUUUGGGGAGGUGGCUGGGCUUCCCCAGUCUGAUGAGCUGCUAUCUUCCAGACCCUGACACAGACGCGGCCACCAUGCAGGAGGUCAGAGAGGCUGUGCUGGCCCUGUGGCUGCCCACAGACUCUGCCAAAGUCCUGAAGAGGAUGAGUGAGAUCCAGGCCAUUGCAGCCAGGCUCCCCAACGUGGACCUGGUGCUGUCCCAGACCAAGCAGGACAUCGCCCGGGCUUGCAGGCUCCAGGAUGAGGCUGAGAAGGCCAGGAGCCAAGCCCAGGCAGUGGAGGGCCAGGUGGAGGACGUGGUGGGGAACCUGCAGCAGGGCACCAUGGCACUGCAGGAGGCCCAGGACACCACACAGGGCACCUGCUGUUCCCUUCAGCUUAUGCAGGACAGGGUUGCCGAGGUUCAGAAGUUCCUGGGGCCAGCAGAAAGACUGGUGACCAGCAUGAAGGAGCAGCUGGGUGACUUCCGAGCUUGGACGGAGGCGCUCCAGAGCCAGGCAGGGCAGCAGUGAGUGCAAGCAGCCCAGGCCCAGCAGCUCGCAGUGGGCACCAGCCAGCAGGCACUGAGUGCCC
Manis pentadactyla (Chinese pangolin) is the source of this 1170-nucleotide messenger RNA. RefSeq names its product laminin subunit beta-3-like. The record is from RefSeq and is a predicted model, not a curated record. The coding region runs from base 630 to 1109 and encodes 159 amino acids. The transcript has 3 exons. Lineage: Eukaryota; Metazoa; Chordata; Mammalia; Pholidota; Manidae.